CACCAAACAACCAACCCGUUGAGCAUACAUCCCUCAAUUGUAGGGUAGGGGCAGCAUUGCAGCCGCAAGUAUCGCCGUUUGAAUACCCUAUCUACGAAAGCCCCGAACCGCUACAGCCAGAGUCGCCCGCGUCGUCCGUCGUUGAAAGCACACCACCAAGUCCAUUCGUGCUCGAGCCAUCUUAUCUCAGUACUCUACCGCCUUCUCCGCCUCUCUCGCGUCCACCAUCGUCUAUCUAUAACUAUUCUUGCAAGAUGUCCUCUCAAUUCCAGCAGUUGGAAAAGUUGGGUGAAGGAACCUACGCAACAGUCUACAAAGGCCGCAACCUGCGCACCGGCGAACUCGUCGCCCUGAAAGAAAUACACCUCGAUUCGGAGGAAGGAACACCCAGUACCGCAAUCAGAGAGAUCUCGUUGAUGAAAGAGUUGAAGCAUGAUAAUAUCGUGAGCUUGUAUGAUGUGAUUCACACGGAGAAUAAGUUGAUGCUUGUGUUUGAGUUUAUGGAGAGGGAUUUGAAGAAAUAUAUGGAUGUUGUCGGCAAAAAUGGACAAUUGCCGUCGCAGACGAUCAAGAGCUUCAUGUACCAGCUUCUGCUCGGUCUUGCGCAUUGUCACGAGAACCGCGUCUUGCACCGAGACCUGAAACCUCAGAACCUCCUCAUCAACUCCUCCGGCGCACUCAAACUCGCAGAUUUCGGUUUGGCCCGUGCAUUCGGUAUCCCCGUCAACACCUUCUCCAACGAAGUCGUGACAUUGUGGUACCGUGCCCCCGACGUCCUUCUCGGAAGCAGAAACUACAGCACCAGUAUCGACCUCUGGAGUUGCGGCUGCAUCAUGGCAGAAAUGUACAUGGGCAGACCACUAUUCCCCGGCACCACAAACGAAGACCAACUCCUCAAAAUCUUCCGCGUACUGGGCACCCCAACCGAACAAUCCUGGCCCGGCGUCUCCCAACUCCCGGAAUGGAACAAAGACGGCCGCAAGACCUGGGGUAACUGUCCCGGUGUCGGAGAUCUCUCGGGCAUUGUAACCCGCUGUGACGCCCUAGGAAUGGAUUUGAUGAAGCGCAUGCUAAUGCUCCCACCAAACCAGAGAAUUGACGCGAAGAGCGCGUUGAGGCAUCCGUGGUUUGCGGAGAUUACGAUGCCGCAGCAGCAGGCGCAGUUGGCUGCGCAGCAGGCUGCUCAGGCUCAGGCGCAGGCGGCGGCUCAGGCUCAGCAGGCGCAGAUGGCGGGUGCGGGUGUUGCUGUGGGAGGACAGGGGAGUAUGAGCAGUAUGGGUGCGGCGGCGUAUGCGCAGUAUCAGCAGCAGCUGCAGGCGCAGGCGGCGGCGCAGGCUCAGGCGAAGGGGAGAGGAUACUAUUAGAUGCGAAGGAGGGAUGGAGGAGUGUUGAGUGCCAUCUACUGGACUUUAUGGUGUCGCUGGAAGUAGGAUGGAAGGUGGAUGCUUUGGCUUUGUAAUUGAGAGGAUAUGGAUUGAAAGACGGAUUUGCAUUUUCGUUAUGGUGAACGAUAUUAUAGGUAGGAUAUACCGAUACUUAGCAAGCAGUUUCAUUUAGCAACUCACAAUGAAAGGUCCUCUCAAACG
Molecule: messenger RNA, 1586 nt
Organism: Saitoella complicata NRRL Y-17804
Lineage: Eukaryota; Fungi; Ascomycota; Saitoellomycetes; Saitoellales; Saitoellaceae
Product: Pkinase-domain-containing protein
Exons: 2
Coding region: 255-1364 (369 amino acids)
Biological process (GO): protein phosphorylation
Cellular component (GO): nucleus; cytoplasm
Molecular function (GO): ATP binding; cyclin-dependent protein serine/threonine kinase activity
Source: RefSeq, a predicted model, not a curated record